AUGGAGAAAUCACAAAACCGAUUUAACGAGAAAUCGUCUUCGUAUGACGUUCAUAGACCAGAAUUUAAACCUCACACUUCUGAUUCACGGUUUCAUGAACACAUUGAUACCUCGCCCAAUUCACCUCAAUUAGGAAAUGGACAUGGAAAUAGCAAUGGGGAUGGUAGCGUGAACGAACAUGAACAUCCCCAUCUAUUCGCUAAAGGUUAUGAAGAAGGUUUGGCAAUGGGAUCAGAAAGGAGAAUGGGUAUUGAAAAACGCUUGAAAAUGAAAUUGGAUGCUAGAUUUAGUGUAUUGAUCGUCAUUUAUAGUACGUCUUCAAUCUCUCUUGCGGUUUUAUCCUGCCUUUCCGGGUGUUCUGGUUUUUUGGUCUUGGGACGAAAAGGAGCUGAUCAAUACUCAUUUGAACCUAUCCAGUAUUUCAUUAAUCAAGUUUUGGAUUACCUUAGAAACUAUAUCGAUCGAAAUAAUGCAGCUGCAGCAAGACUUAAGGGAUUCGAAGCGGAUUUACAUUUAUCAGAUACCGAAUUCCAAACUCUUUUAUCUAUUCUUUAUGUUGGGUAUAUCCUAUUCCAAGUCCCAUCGAAUAUGCUUCUGAACCGGAUUGGAAGACCAUCAAUCUACCUUCCAUGUGCCAUGUUAGUAUGGGGAAUGAUCAGUGUCUUGACUGGUAUUACGAAGGACUUCACCGGAGCUCUACUUACUAGGCUUUUCUUGGGAAUGGUAGAGGCCGCUUUCUUACCAGGAGCAUUGUUUAUUCUAAGCAAAUGGUAUAAGAAAGAUGAACUCUCCUUGCGAUAUACACUCCUCUAUUGUGGUAAUUUGAUUUCCAACGCAUUUGGAUCAUUGAUUGCAGCUGGUGUAUUGGCGAAUAUGGAUGGUAAAAAAGGUCAUGCAGCUUGGCGAUGGUUAUUCUACAUUGAAGGAGCCUUAACAAUGUUUUUCGCUUUGGUGGCUAUACCAAUGUUACCUGAUUUCCCUCAUAACACCAGACGGGGAUUUACAGAAGAAGAAUUAAAAGUCGCUCAAUUGAGAAUGUUGGAAGAUACUGGUGAAAUUGAUUCGGAUUCAACUGAAGAGAAAUGGUUUACCGGUUUAGUAAUGGCUCUCAAAGACUGGAAAAUCUAUAUUUUGAUGUUGAGUUUGACUGCUUGUGUGACUGGAUUAUCAUUCAACAUCUAUUUCCCAACUUUGACUAAAACGUUAGGAUACGGUACGACCGAGACACUUCUCUUGGCUGCACCCCCUUGGGUUUUCUCAUGUAUACUAGCCCUCAUCAACUCUUGGCACUCUGAUAGGACUCAAGAGAAGUUCUGGCAUUCCACAUGGCCACUAUUGAUGGGUAUAAUGGGAUUCAUCAUCUCGAUGGCAACUAAACCAACCAACAAAGCAGCAAGAUACGUAGCUUUGUUCUUCCAAGCUGGAUCUUAUGCUGGUUAUAUCAUUAUGUACACCUGGAUGAGUAGUUCUUUCCCUCGUCCACCGGCUAAAAGAGCUGUAGCACUUGCUUUCAUGAAUGCUCUUUCACAAACUGGUAACAUUGCAGGAAGUUACGUUUGGCCAGCAAAAUAUGGACCUACAUAUAUCAAAUCAUACGGUAUAGUUUUGGCAAUGUUCGGCACUACUAUUCUGCUCAACAUAUACUUCCGGCAAAUCCUGAUCAACGCUAAUCGAAAAUUAGAAGAAGGGGAAAGGGCUUUCGAUGAACAUGGAGAUACAGCUGCACAAGCUGCUAAACUCGAGAACACUACUGUCAAAGAUGCUCAACAGAUGCAAAGAGGAUUCAGGUUCUUGAUCUGA
This is a messenger RNA of Kwoniella shivajii, 1800 nucleotides long. RefSeq lists its product as uncharacterized. Lineage: Eukaryota; Fungi; Basidiomycota; Tremellomycetes; Tremellales; Cryptococcaceae. The transcript has 20 exons. Gene Ontology annotation, biological process: transmembrane transport. Gene Ontology annotation, cellular component: membrane. Gene Ontology annotation, molecular function: transmembrane transporter activity. The coding region runs from base 1 to 1800 and encodes 599 amino acids. The record is from RefSeq and is a predicted model, not a curated record.